Effrenium voratum is the source of this 4302-nucleotide messenger RNA. The record is from the annotation of a GenBank genome assembly. NCBI's taxonomy places the organism in Eukaryota, Dinophyceae, Suessiales, Symbiodiniaceae.
UGCAAAGCGUCAUGCAGCAUACUGCGAGCGUCAUGCGGUCUCGGGACACCUGGUCGAAUGGGUUCCUUUGAUCACCUAGUGCCCGUGGCGCCGUAUGCCAGAUGGCUCGCAGACGGGCGCGGAAGGUGCGCCUGCUCAGCGAGGCCCAUGGGCCGCGCUCGGGGCGCGCGUCCGCGAAGGGCCGGCGCUUCCGAGUGGCGAUGGAGAACUUGGGCUGCCAAGGCGCAGCACGUCGGCAAGCUGAGGUGCAGAUUGUGUGGCAGGCGCAGGGCUUCGGCCUCGGAAGCCGGCGGCAAGCGAACAGUGCACGCGCAUGCGUCGAACCACCGCGUGGCCAAGGUUGGCCGUGCGCAGCUGGUGGCGACCUCCAAGGCCAUCACCGCCUGCGAGAAAGGCUCCACCUGGCCCGCUGCCUUGCAGCUGUUGCACGCCGCUGCUCGCGAGAAGCUGCAGCUGGACACCAUCAUCAUGAAUUCGGCCAUCAGUGCCUGCGAGAAGGGCGGGGCUUGGCAGCAGGCCUUACUGCUGCUGACCUCGUUUCCGAAGCGUCAGCUUCUGCGAGACGUGAUUUCCUUCAACGCUGCCAUCAGCGCCUGCGAGAAAGGGGAUCACUGGCGAUUGGCGCUGCACCUCUUGGGGGAGACGUGGCGGACAAAGCUUCGGGCCAGCAUCAUUACCUUCAACGCUGCAAUCAGUGCAUGCGGCAAAGGCCUGCAGUGGCAAACUGCGAUCGCCUUAAUGCAAGAAGCCAAGGAGGGCCAGUUGGAGGCAUCCAUCGUGAGCUUCAGUGCCUGCAUCGCCGCCUGCGAAGCAGGCCAGCAGUGGGUCGCGGCCCUCGAUCUGCUCACCGCCCUGCAGGAUGAACACCUCAGUAGCAAUGAGGUGCCCUGGAACUCGGCCAUCAGCGCCUGCAGCAUUUCGGGCAACUGGCCGCUGAGCCUCGAGCUUCUUGGCGCCAUGCAGCGCAAGGCGGUGACGCCAGACGUCUACAGCUACACGGCGGUGAUCAGCGGGUACGGCCACGGGGAGCUGUGGGACGCCCAGUGGCAGCAGGCGAUGCAUCUCUUCGCGGAGCUUUGCGCCAGGCACCAGCCAAACAUUGUGAGCUACGGCGCAGCCGUCAGUGCCUGCGAGAAAGGCGCGCAGUGGCAAAUUGCGCUGGCCCUUCUGCAGGAGCUGGCAGCUGGUUCUUUGCGCCCGAACUUGCUGGUGUGCAAUGCGGCAAUCAGUGCUUGCGAGAAAGGCAAUCAGUGGAGACACGCCGUGCAGCUUCUGGCGCUGAUGCAAACCACCGGCAUUCAGGCGGAUAUGAUCACCUACUGUGCAGCCCUGAGCGCCUGCGGUUCUCAGUGGCUCCAAGCGCUGAGGCUCUUUGAGGGUCUCCGGCGCAGCCGCGGGGACGCCAACGCGGUGAGCUUCUCCGAGGCUCUGGACGCCUGCGAGAGAGGACUGCAGCUGGAAACGGCGGCGUGCCUUCUGGGUGAUCUUCAGCUUGGUGCCAUCGCAAAGGUAGGUGGCAGGAAGGCAUUUCUGGCGAGCGCGCUGAGCCGCGAGGCCUGCAACCAGGCCAUCAGCGCCUGCGCCAAAUCUGGGAACUGGAGACAGGCUUUGCAACUGCUGGACUGCGUCGCCAAGCCCGAAGCCAGCGAGAUCUCCGUGAACACUGCCGUGAGCGCCUGCAGCCGUGGGGGCCGCUGGCAAUGGGCGCUGCACUUGGCGAAGUCUGGGGACCCGGGCUUCGCCGACCAAAAAUAUCCCGGUCUGGACGAAGUCGAGCUGCAGCAUCAUUGCCGUGAAUUCCCUGAUCAGUGCCUGCGGGUGCGCCAAGGAUUGGCGCUGCACUUGCUGGGCGCUUUCCAGAACCGGAACCUCCGGAUGGACUCCAUCAGUUUCAACUCCGCGAUCAGCGCCUGUGACGGCGGCUGGCGGAACGCUCUCGCGGUUUUCGCAGCUUUGCCUCUGCACCUCUGCCCUCCUGACGUGGUCAGCUACACCGCGGCCAGUGCGGCCAUGCGAUGGCAGGGCGCCCUGCACAUGGCCCGCCUGCUGCGAAGCAACGUGCGGCCCAACGAGGUCUCCCUGAGCGGGCUAGCGCGGAAGUUGGCACAAGAGUGCGAAUGGCAGAAGGCACUGACAUCGAUUGGCUGCGAUGCUCUUCAGGAGCCUCUGACUGCGCGGAUCACCUCCUGGACCGCCGGCAGCCACUGGCGCAAGGCCCUUUCAGUGGCCCCCGCGUCGGCCCACGCGGUGUCCGCGGCACUUUCGGCGGGCGCGGAGUGGCCCAGAGCGCUGCAGAUGCUGCAGGGGGCGGUGACUCGGCACCUGGAGCUGUCGGUGGUCCUGGGCGCGGCCGCCGCAGCUCUGGCGCGCGCGGGCGCGUGGCGGAGCUGCUGCGGCCUCGCGGCGUCGAAGCUCCAGCUGAAUCUCGUGGUGUGCAAUGCUGUCCUGAGCAGCUGCGCUGGAGUUGGGCGGUGGCGACAGGCAUUGCAAGUGCUGAAGGAUAUGGAGGCAUCGACUAUGACUGCAGACGUCCUGAGCUACGGGGCAGCCAUGCACGGCUGCGUGCAGGGCAGGGCCUGGCAGAAAGCCUUGGCCUUGCUUCACCAGCUCCCAGGCCGAGCGCUGCAACCCAGCGCGGUGAUCUUUGGCACCGCCAUCAGUGCAUGUGAAGCCGCUGGGAACUGGCAGCUGGCGCUUUGUUUCUUGGAGGAGCAAGUCCGGCAGCGCCUGGGGUCAACGAACGUGUCCUUCAACGCUGCCAUCAGCGCCUGCGAAAAAGGCUUGGCCUGGGCGCAGGGCCUCGAGAUUUUGGGCAACUUGCCGCAGCAGAGACUUAGUGCAGACUUUGUGAGCCUCAGCGCCUCCGUGCGGAUGUGCGCGCGCAGUGCUUGCUGGGAGCUGGCCUUGAGCUUGCUGCAGCGCAUGCGCGAGGAGCAGAUGCCCACUGCCCAAGCGAGCCUCGACGCUGGGCGUAUGGCCUCACUGUCCCCAAGCCGGGCGGUGCAAGUGCUGGCGCCGGAGACGGCUGUGGAGCGACUUUGGUGCCUGGCCCAAGUGCACUGCUCAGACCCGCGGCUGAUUCAAGAGGCCCUGGCAGCAGCGGCUGGUGAGCUUUUCGGGCGACCGGUGGAGGAGAUCCUUCUCACGUGCAGCUCUUUGUGUGCACUGGGCGUCCGUGGGCCGUUGCCACGCUUGGACCGGAUGCUGAGGACGUGCUUGCCAGAUGCUUCGCUACAGCAGCUGCUGGCGACUUGCCCUUUGAUCGGCCAGAGGGCUCGCUCGCUGUUAACGCUCGAGGCAGCUACAACAGCUGCCUGGGACUCGCCUGAUUUGAUCCUCCUCAUCCAGGCCAAGCAGUGGUACUUCGACCAAUUUGUGGAGAAAAAGGCCGCGGACUGUUUGCUGGGCGUGGUCUUCGCCGCCAAGGUCUUGGGAUGCGUCUCAAGGCGCUUGCUGGGCCUUCUGCGCGCCAAGCUACGGGAGGGAGGCCGCAGAAUGGACCAAAGGACUUCGCUCCACGCCGCGGGUUUCGCUUUCGACUCGCCGCUGGUGGCGCUGGACUUCCCGGACCGCGCGGUGCUGAUGAAGCCCCCAGGCUGGGACGUGUAUGACGAGGCAUGUGUGGAGUCGAGGCAGCUCUGCACGCUCGCCCGCCAGGUCUUCGGGUCGCGGGCGAUCUUCGAGGCCGCGGCCCAGCGGCGGGGCUUUCUGCACCGCCUGGAUGUUCCCAGCUCUGGGCUCGUGGCCGCCCGCUGGAUCCGGCGGUCGGUUUUGGCCAAGACCUUCGAAGCCUACUACGACCUGCAGGCGCAGCUGAGCGCGGAGAUGCCUCGUCUCUACGCCGUGCUGGCGCACGGCUGGCUGCGCGGCCCCCGCAGCCUUCAGGCCAGCGUGUUCUGGGUGGGCAAUGGCCCCACAAUCAGCGGCGCACAAGGGAAGCCCAGCAGAAGCGACGUCACCCGGGCCACGCGCCUUUGGCACGAAGCCGCUGGCGCCUUCAGCCUGCUUCGGCUGCGGAUCACUACGGGCAGGCGCCACCAGAUCCGCAGCCACCUGAGCUUUGCCGGGCAUGCCGUGGUUACUGAUGGCCUCUAUGCAUCCACGCCUGUCUACAUAAAGGACUUGGCCUUGUGUCGCCGGAGCUGGCUCCAUCGCCAUGGCUUGCGCAUACAGGCGUCCACCGGGGAGUUUCACGAGGUCCUGAGCCCCGUGCCCCCUGACCUGCUGGCAGCCGUACGCCGGAUGAGUGCCAUUGGCACCUCCCCGUUGGACGUGGACAAGUGGCUGCAGCAGGAGACGUGA